AUGGACUUUACCUUCCAUCCAGGCGUCAACGGCUCAGAUCCCUGGGUCGAAUUCUACCCCUACAACCCCUCUCUCACAGCCGGAUACGCUUUCAUGGCCAUCUUUGGCCUCGCAACUCUCGCACACAUUGUCCUCAUGUUCCCAUACAGAGCAGCAUACUUUAUCCCCUUUGUCCUCGGCGGAAUAUGCGAGACAUUCGGCUACUACGGCCGCGCACGCUCUCACAACGACCGAACGGGAAUCGGCCCGUGGGCUCAACAGCAGAUGCUCCUCCUUUGCGCACCGCCACUCCUAGCCGCAAGCGUAUACAUGACAUUAUCACGGAUAAUCACAGCCCUAGGCGCCGAGGACCACUCGCCAAUCCGUCCCAAGCGGCUGACGGUGCUCUUCGUGCUGAACGAUGUUAUCUGUCUUCUGACGCAGCUCGUGGGUGCCGGGUUACAAGUCACGGGUGAUGUGCAUAUCAUUGAUAUUGGGACCAAGGCGGUCUUGGCCGGAUUGGUGUUUACUCUUGUUGUGUUUAUCGGAUUUGUGGCCGUUGCGGUGAAAUUUCAGCGGAGAUUGGCAGCUUAUCCGACGAGGGUUUCUGUUGAGCUGGAUGGCGCGGGGUUUGGGUGGAGGAGGUAUAUGUGGUGUCUUUAUGUGGUGUGUGGGUGUAUGAUUGUGAGGAAUUUGGUGAGGACGGUGGAAUUUGGGGCGCCGAAGGGGGCGGAUGUGCGUCAGCGCGAGGUGUAUAUCUAUGUUUUUGAUGGGGGGUUGAUGGCGGUUCUUAUGGGGCUUUGGAUUAUCUGGCAUCCGGGGAGAUUGGUGAAGAGGGCUAGGAGUGUGAAGAGGGGGGUUGAUAGGGAUUUGGGGCCUUUGAGAAAUAAAUAG
Molecule: messenger RNA, 873 nt
Organism: Aspergillus candidus
Lineage: Eukaryota; Fungi; Ascomycota; Eurotiomycetes; Eurotiales; Aspergillaceae
Product: RTA1 domain-containing protein
Exons: 2
Coding region: 1-873 (290 amino acids)
Cellular component (GO): membrane
Source: RefSeq, a predicted model, not a curated record